GAGAGUUAAAACCUGUGUCAUUUACCCAAUCCCAACUACUUUGAUGAUGAUGGAACAGAUCAUUGGAUAUCUGAAGAAACCUUUUUUUGAUGAAUUGCUGUGUAUUACAUGUGGUCCCGCCUCAAUGUGACACAUAUAAGGAGUCCUCAGAGCACACAGUUUUCAUUAAUCAGAGUUUGACCAGAGUUACUUCUGCUGUGGACAUAUCCUCAUCUGCCUGACGAGCUUUGAGAGAGGUCUCAAGAUAAGAAUGGAGACGACCACUACCUCUUUCUAUCACAACAAUGCAACAAGUGCAUCUGGACAACAUGGACCUGACAAGUAUGCUGGACUGACAAAGUCUUUCCACACCAUGUCUGCCAUUAUUUACUCCCUGGCCUUCUUUCUUGGUGUGCUCGGGAAUGGAGUGGUUAUCUUGGUGACCGGGUUCAAGAUGAAGAAAACAGUUAACACAGUUUGGUUCCUCAACCUCGCUGUGGCCGACUUCCUCUUCACAGCAUUCCUGCCCUUCACUGUGACGUACGUGGCUUUGGAUUUCCACUGGCCUUUCGGCAACAUCAUGUGCAAACUGAACACCACUGUGACCUUUCUAAACAUGUUUGCCAGUGUCUACAUCCUGGUGGUGAUCAGUGUGGACAGAUGUGUGUCUGUGGUGUGGCCCGUCUGGGCCCAGAACCACCGAAACAUGCGCAGGGCGUCCUGUGUGAGUCUGGGUGUUUGGGAUCUGGCUCUGAUUUUCAGCGCUCCAUACUUCCUCUUCAGGGACACUGGACUAUAUCACUGCAAUGAAAGCAUUAACACCAUCUGCGCUGACAACUUUUCCCCUUCUUAUGAUAAUGGAACACCAGCGGGACAGUUUCGUCAUCAGGCCGUGGCCAUCACUCGCUUCCUCUUGGGAUUUGUUGUCCCCUUCACUGUCAUCAUCUCCUGUUAUGCUGUGAUAAUCCAUCGUCUCAGGAGGAGCCGCACCUUGGCCAGCCAGUCAAGUCGGUCCUUUAAGAUCAUUGCUGCUGUUAUCAUCACUUUUUUCCUGUGCUGGGCUCCUUAUCACAUCAUGAGUCUAAUUGAGAUGGUUCAUUUCACAGGUGGUGAAAGUGAAACAUUACGCCAUGUCAUUGCUAUCAGUAUGCCUGUAGCCAAGAGCCUGGCCUUUCUCAACAGUUGUCUGAACCCACUGCUGUAUGUGUUCAUGGGCCAAGAUUUCAAGGAUAAAAUCCGCAAAUCCAUCCUGAAUAUAUUGGAGACUGUCUUCCAGGAGUAAGUUUCUCACCCUUACAUCCACACAAACUCAGUGGUCACGAGAAGAAGUCCCUCUCCGAGCUACAAGGUUGAUUUGGACAAAAAAAAAAUAAAAAUACUGUAACUGCACAUAAGAAAUAAUCUUUAUACAAAUAUAAUUGUAUCUAACAUUUCUUUUAGCAUAAUAAGUGCAUUAAUUACUAAUCUUUACUAUAACUAAUUAUAUUUCUAACAUAGCAGUUGUAUAGUUUUCUUAGCUUGGUUUUCCAUUGUUCCUCAACUUGCACAACAUACAGUAAAAUGACAGGCACACUUAUUCUUUGUGUUACAGUGGUCAUGAAUAUUGUGAUAUGUAACAUGAACCUGUCUUUUAAAGCUUUAUCCAAAUGUACAGUGGACUGAGGUAAAUCUCAGUCCAAGGACAGCAAACAUUAGAGGGAAGAAAGAAAGACAGGAACACAGUGAUUCUCAGCCUUUACUUGUGCAAAAAGCAGUUAUUUUACAGCAUGCAUUAAAAUGUAAUGAGUAGAAGUGCAUUUAAGAGCACAAAAAUGUUGUUGAUUGCGAAUCAGUCAGCAUGGUCCAGUCUGUCUUCCCUUCUUAGAAUAUUAAAGUCAGGAAGUGGGUACCUCAUCAUUGGAUAGGCUUUUUUCAUAGCUUUCACAUGAUGUCCUAUUGGUCUGAUGAGGUUCAUUAAUAUUCAUGAUAAGUGUGUUUGUUUUAUUUUGUUUUGUUUAUCCAUUUUAUUUGUAAAAUAGUUUGAACACAGAAUUCAUGAUAACUUGUUGGCUUGGAUGUAAGAUAAAACCCCACAAAUAUACCUGUAUCUCAUAUGUAGUUCACAUAUAACUCAUUAUCUCUGUAUUAUGAUGACCGUCUUUAGUCAUGACAUGACAACAGAUGAUCAUAACAAUAAAGACUGCCUAUAUUUACAACAUUAUGUAAUAUAGUCCGAUGAAACGCUAAAAUAAGAAAACAUGAGACAAUAAGAAAUGAAAUGUAAAAUAUUGCAUCUGAGAGUGAAAUUGUAUUUGUUGCUGUGGUGUGACCAAAGGUUGUACAGCUACAUGAAAUAUACACACAUGCAUGAAAAUACAACAGCAUGCAGUAGCCUGGUAUGAGAGCAAUAUGACAAUAUUAAAAGAAAAAGUGUUGUGCAGUGGUUCUGAUAUAUACUAAUAUUACUGUGAAGUGUAUAAAAAAAUUAUUACUUUUAAGCACAUUCUGUAUUUUAAAAAACACAGAGCAACACCAGGUGGUACUAAUGGCUCUUUUACAGUAAAUCUGCAAACUAAAGUGACUACACUGUAUCACCAUUUUGGCAGUGGAGCUCCCCUCGCUGGUGAGUGAGAGCACUGCUGUCACUCACAACACUACAAGAGAUUGAAAAAGUCUCAGCAGCAGUCUUAAAAUCAUUACUCUGUAGCAUUUACCUCAGAGCUGAAAACAUUCUCCAUGUCAUUGUCAUUAUUUUCACAAAGUUAAGCCCCAUUUUUAACACAAUUUCUGAUCUAUUAUUCUCUGCUACAGCCACUCAUUGUAUUUAGAUAUAGAAAUAAACCAAAACCAAGAAACCAUUAACUCAC
Messenger RNA from Lates calcarifer (barramundi perch), 2825 nucleotides. RefSeq names its product chemerin-like receptor 1. The record is from RefSeq and is a predicted model, not a curated record. The transcript has 3 exons. Gene Ontology annotation, cellular component: plasma membrane. The coding region runs from base 251 to 1261 and encodes 336 amino acids. Lineage: Eukaryota; Metazoa; Chordata; Actinopteri; Centropomidae. Gene Ontology annotation, molecular function: G protein-coupled receptor activity; complement receptor activity. Gene Ontology annotation, biological process: inflammatory response; positive regulation of cytosolic calcium ion concentration; phospholipase C-activating G protein-coupled receptor signaling pathway.